Molecule: messenger RNA, 1788 nt
Organism: Hibiscus syriacus
Lineage: Eukaryota; Viridiplantae; Streptophyta; Magnoliopsida; Malvales; Malvaceae
Product: cilia- and flagella-associated protein 251-like
Exons: 2
Coding region: 814-1788 (324 amino acids)
Source: RefSeq, a predicted model, not a curated record
GGUUUUCUUCCGGAUCAACAAAUUGGGGGGGGGGGGGAUUUCCUAAAUUGGGAACUGAUUGCAGUACCGAAUUGGGGAGCUAUCUCUGUCUAGGUUUAGGUUUCAAACAGAUUGCUUAAGGGAAAUGGUGAUUGAAAAGCUUUUGGACAUGGAAGAAGAUUGCUUUCGUAUAAUUCCGUAGAUAGUGAUUCAAAAACUUGAGGAUUUAGUUGUUUUAAGCGAAAGGGUGUUUGGGGUUUUAGUGAUUUUUAUGUGGUUGAUCUCAAUUGGUGGAUGAUUUUGGCAUUGGGUUAUUGUUGGGAGAAGGAGGUGAUGAACUGAUGAUUCUUUAUUAUGCUGCUGAUAACAGAGAGGCUCAGAUUGUACUGGACUAUUUUUGUUUCUUGAAAACCCAUUUGGUUUGUCGUAGUUUUCUAGCUACAAUUCUUGGUCAAUAGAGCAUUUCUAUCUUGGGGCAUACUUGAUGUAGCUUAGGGUAAGACAAGAGUAGGUUUAGCAGUGAUUGGAGACCUUGCUGUGGUGAUUUUUGUCAUUUGAAGUGGUUUGUUUAGUGUUAGAUAGUUGAAUUGGGGUUACAUUUGAGGUUUGGGAGAUUAAAGAGCUUGGUGGGUUUAGGAACUUAUUUUGAUCUACCAAAAGAGGCUGGGGAGUUCAUGGGGCAACAUUGAACCUGGAAAUGUAUGUAGGGAUAUGGUGCAUGGAUAGGAGCAUAGUUACUGGUUGUUCCCUUUCCGGAACAUUGCUACCGGAAGAUAAUCCAAGUGUUUUUGCGUUCGGAAGGCAUUCUCGUUUCGUGUUCUGAACUUCUGUGAAAUGUCGCGUUGCUUUCCUUUCCCACCACCAGGAUAUGAUAAGAAGGCCAGCAGGACUGACGAUGUUGACUUGCUAAAUAAGGAGAAGCAAAAAGAGAAGAGUCAUAAGAAGGAGAAGAAGGACAAGGAAAAGGAGAAGAGAGAAAAGAAAGAAAAAAAAGAAAAAAGGGAGAAAGAUGGAAGCGAUGGGAAGCACAAGGAUAAGGACAAGAAAGACAAAAAGGAAAAACACAAGGACAGAGAAAAAAAGAAGGAAAAGGGACGAGAUAAAGAAAAAGAUAGAAGUGAUAAUUCAGAGGAAAAGAAAUUUCCUGGUCAUCCCGAUGGUCAAAAUGGGGAGAAGAUCUCAGAUGAUAAAAAAUUUCCUGGAAAAUCCGACAGUCACAGUGGGGAGAAGUUUAUGCAGAAAGAGAAGGGUAGGGAUACAGAUCGAAGCAGUUUUUCUGGUGAGAAGAAACUUGCUGGGCAUGUUUCAGGUUAUAAUGGGGAGAAAAAUGGCCAGAAUAGUUAUCUGGUUGAAGAUUUCCGGGAUUCUAAAUUGGUGCAGGAGUUGGUGGGGAGGGUCAGAGAUGAAGGUGCAGGAGCUGGAAGCCAAUUGGUGGAUAAGUUUAUGGUUAGUGACCGGAAAAAAGAUGAGGGAAUGGUCAGGUUUGUGGCUAAGACUGCUAAUAAAUUGGCUGACGAGAAGGAGGCAAUCAAGAAAAGCGACGAUAGGAAGUUCAAUGUGCAAGGAAUCAGGGAGGAGACGAGAGCUGGUGGAAAUGCUAUGGUUCCAAACCUUGCUGGAGCAGCUAAAGCUAGAGUUGAAGGGAUCCCCAAACAAGUGGAGAAUAAUGCCGAGAGGCAUGUGGAAGGGAAAGAAAAAAUCAAAGAAAAAGGUGAUGAUAAAAUCAGGGAUAAGUGCAAGGAGAAAGAAAGAGAGAAGAAAAGUCACGGGAAAGAUAAGGAUAGGGACAAAGCGAAGGAGGUGAAGUGA